Molecule: messenger RNA, 1069 nt
Organism: Cloeon dipterum
Lineage: Eukaryota; Metazoa; Arthropoda; Insecta; Ephemeroptera; Baetidae
Exons: 7
Coding region: 397-1008 (203 amino acids)
Source: RefSeq, a predicted model, not a curated record
CGUUCGAGACCGCCCAUUUGGAAGGUACAUGAAAAAAGGAUUCAGCUUUACCUUCGACAGCUUUGACAAAGUAAACUGUGUCUAUGCAGAAACUAAGAAUUUGCUUGAAAUAUUCCCUUCAUAAAGUUUGAGUACGGCAGAGCAGUGGAGGCGUGUUUGUACCGGAAACUGCAGCUGCUGGCAAUUGACAAUAAAAUCGACGAUUCGUAUUUUGACCCUAGACCGCUCGAAUAUGAGGCCAUAGAUUUUUUGUGGACGAGUGCAGCGCCGUGUUCAAAGAGCGAUCCGCUGAACAAAACCACGAAUUCGUGCUCCAGUGUUACCUGGUGUCCAAACAAUAAGGAAACUCGUCUAAACUACACGUUGAAGUUAAGCAACUUUACUCGGCCCUACUGCAUGAUUUACAGAAAAUCGACCCAGCAACUCGAACCUUUGGAUUGUUCCAUUAAAGCAUAUUUUACGUGCGAGUCAGCAUGCUCGAGGCCCAUUUUUCCAUCAAAUGAGUGCAAAAAAGAUGAGUCCUUAUUUGAAGGAAUUGGCGGGAAAACGUACAUCAAAAAAGAACAUAACAUCCGUGGCACGUGGGAGCAAACCAAUUUCGGUUUCUUUUAUUUCUUUGGAGAGAAAUUGGUGAGCUGGAAGGAAAAUUGGAUGACAUGCUGCAGUCUGGGCCUCAAACCUUUAGCUGUGACUGACUCUCUUUUCGACCAUUUCAUGACACCAAAUAUUCCCCUGCAGGGUGUGGCUUUCUGGUCGGCGUUGACUCGAGCUGGAUGUCCUCUUCACUUCGAAAACUUCCUCCACAACGCAACGGGAACGCUCAACAAUGUCAUAAUAUAUGGAAUCAGACAAGGAGGCUCUUGCGUGGCCGGUUCGAUCUUAGAAAUAGAGACCAAUGGCGGGUUGGUGUCGGGUCUGGUUGUCAAAACAACGGUGUGUGCCUCCAAACUGCUUUUGUGCUGCCAAGGAACGGAAAAGACCUUCGAAAUCAGGGUUCCAAAAAUAUGAAACUUAUUGUUGAUUUAAAAAAUUUGUCUGGAAUUAGGAUGACACAACAAGCAACUGCGAU